This is a messenger RNA of Cicer arietinum (chickpea), 1724 nucleotides long. RefSeq names its product delta-aminolevulinic acid dehydratase, chloroplastic. Gene Ontology annotation, biological process: heme biosynthetic process. The record is from RefSeq and is a predicted model, not a curated record. Gene Ontology annotation, molecular function: porphobilinogen synthase activity; zinc ion binding. NCBI's taxonomy places the organism in Eukaryota, Viridiplantae, Streptophyta, Magnoliopsida, Fabales, Fabaceae. Gene Ontology annotation, cellular component: cytosol.
GCAGCUCCUUAUUGGUUAUAUUUAUUUCCUCAUCAAUAUAAUUUUCUCAUCAGAUGCUUGCUUUCACAUUCCGAAGCCUAAAUCUUCGAUCCCAAUAAUGAUGGCUUCUUCGACUAUUCCAAACGCAUCCUUAACCUUCAAUUGCCAAACCUACGUCGAUCUUAAAUCACCACCAACCAACAUUUCUUAUUUAUCUUCUUCUCCCCUUUCUGCACCAAACCACCGCCUUCCGCGUCUCUUCACCGUCAGAGCUAGCGACUCCGAAUUCGAGGCCGCCGUUGUUGCCGGUAAAUUUCCGGAGGCGCCUCCUGUACCGCCUACACCGGCGGUACCCGUCGGAACCCCGGUGGUACCUUCACUUCCAAUUCAGAGGCGUCCUCGUCGUAACCGCAGGUCAGCUACAUUUCGAUCGGCGUUUCAGGAAACAAAUUUAUCACCUGCUAAUUUUGUGUAUCCACUUUUUAUACAUGAAGGCGAGGAGGACACUCCAAUUGGGGCUAUGCCUGGAUGCUACAGGCUUGGUUGGAGACAUGGACUUUUACAAGAGGUUGCAAAAGCACGGGAUGUUGGUGUUAACAGUGUUGUACUCUUCCCAAAAAUUCCAGAUGCUUUGAAGUCUCCCACAGGAGAUGAAGCAUACAAUGAUAAUGGUUUAGUGCCUCGAACAAUACGGUUGCUCAAGGAUAAGUACCCCGAUCUUGUUAUUUACACAGAUGUUGCCUUAGAUCCUUAUUCAUCAGAUGGGCAUGAUGGCAUAGUCAGAGAAGAUGGAGUUAUUAUGAAUGAUGAGACUGUUCAUCAGCUUUGUAAACAAGCUGUAGCCCAGGCCCGAGCUGGAGCGGAUGUUGUCAGUCCCAGUGAUAUGAUGGAUGGUCGGGUUGGAGCAAUGCGAGCAGCUCUCGAUGCUGAAGGCUUUCAGCAUGUUUCUAUAAUGUCAUAUACAGCAAAGUAUGCAAGUUCAUAUUAUGGCCCAUUUAGAGAAGCAUUGAACUCAAACCCCCGGUUCGGAGACAAGAAGACCUAUCAGAUGAAUCCAGCAAAUUACAGAGAGGCUUUGACUGAGAUGAGGGAAGAUGAAUCUGAAGGAGCUGAUAUUCUCUUGGUGAAGCCCGGUCUUCCUUAUUUGGAUAUCAUAAGGCUGCUUAGGGAUAAUUCUCCUCUGCCAAUUGCAGCAUACCAGGUUUCUGGUGAAUACUCAAUGAUAAAAGCUGGUGGUGCUCUCAAAAUGAUUGACGAAGAAAAGGUUAUGAUGGAGUCAUUAUUGUGCCUCAGACGAGCUGGUGCUGACAUCAUCCUUACAUAUUUUGCUCUACAAGCUGCCAAAUGUUUGUGUGGAGAGAAGAGGUGAGAGCCGCUAAAUAGAUAGGCCAUUUUCCAUCCUAGAAGGCCAAAGAGCUCAAAGCAUUUGCUGGUACGCAGGGUUCAAAAUUUAUGUCAGCAUAUGUUUCUCAAAAUGUGUUGUUGUGGGAUUUGUCAACCCAUUAUCUUAUAUACAAUAUAAUUUAUGCAACUACAUAGUAACUAAUACUAUGUAAAUGUCGGAAUGUACUCAAUUGCAGAAUAAUUAGACCUGUAACACGUCUAGCACAAGUAGUUGGUGCGUGAGUGUCUUUGAGGGUUGUAAACUUCGGAGUAUCGAAUUCGAUUUCUACUCAUAAAAAUAAAACAAUAAUGUAUUUGGUGCCAAAAUGAAGACGUAUAUUUGUGGUGAUUGUUUAUGUACA